This is a messenger RNA of Necator americanus (New World hookworm), 1245 nucleotides long. RefSeq lists its product as uncharacterized. The transcript has a single exon. Gene Ontology annotation, cellular component: nucleus. Gene Ontology annotation, biological process: chromatin remodeling. The record is from RefSeq and is a predicted model, not a curated record. Gene Ontology annotation, molecular function: catalytic activity. Bases 1 to 1245 code for a protein of 414 amino acids. Lineage: Eukaryota; Metazoa; Nematoda; Chromadorea; Rhabditida; Ancylostomatidae.
AUGGCGACAGGUGAGAGACGAUCAAAUCUCAAGUUGCUCAGAACGUCAUUGAUUCUGGACCAAGGCGACACACGCACGACUCGUCAUGGAGACUGUCUCAGACUGUGUACUUACAACGCGAGAAGAGUGUCCACAGACGCUGACCUGCAUGCCCUUCUCAGAGCUGCAGAGCGUAUCAAAUUUCACGUGAUUGCUCCGCAGAAGACCAAGUGCAGCAGGGGCGACGUACGACAGAUGAAUGGCGGUACACUCGUCAUUCGUGGAGAGAAGGUUCCGUCGCGUAAUGUAGGCGAUGUUGGUUUUGUUAUGCACCUAUCUGUCGUCCAUCUUGUCAAUACUCACAAGAUCUUGUCACCUGGUCUGGCCACUUUUCGCCUCCGCCCUCUGCGCCAAAAAUCCAUCAGUAUCAUCAACUGCUAUUCACCAACAUCAGCAGCUGAUGAUUCCGAAUUGGACGCGUUUUACCAUGAGCUAGAGGAAGUAAUUCGCAAAGAAAAGUCCUUCCACGAAUUUGUUGUCGGAGACUUCAACGCAAAACUAGGAAAGGUCACAGAAGAGGAACACAGGAUCGGAAGAUUUGGAAUAGGGGAUCUGAAUGAAAAUGGCAAUCGUCUCGCCGGGCUGUUGUCUGCUGGCUUCUUUCAUGGGAACUCUCUUUUCAUGAAAAAAGAUCAUCGUCGGUGGACAUGGGAAUCACCCAAUGGCGCGACUCUUGCCGAGAUUGACCACAUACUCACCAACCGGAGGUGGUGUCUACUUGAUGUCUCAGUAGUACCAUCUUUUUUUAGUGGUUCUGAUCACCAACUCCUUCGUGCGAAAAUACGACUUAGCCACACGAUAGAAAAGAACAUCUGCUAUCAGCAACGAAGGAGAGAAAAAGUCGUUUACUACUGCGUACUCGAGGACUGCUUGUCCCAAGGUGACUGGCACAUCGAGGAGGACCCAACCGUAGACUACGAGAUGCUGCUCAGAGGAUUACGAGCCUGUGCUGAACGUGCCUCGAAGUUGCGCACGACAAACUUGGAUCGAAUUUCGAGGACCACCAAGAAAUUGUUGGAAAGAAGAAGGGCUUUGAGGCUUGAUCCGAAUGCAUCGCACAUUGAGCGGUUAGUAGCAAACACCAGCUGCCGAAAAGCGUUGCAGGAGGAUCUUUUGAAAUACAGGCAGAAGAAGAUUCUGGAAGCAGUACAAAGAACAAAGAAGAACGAGCCUAAAGAAGUGCCACAGGGAUCUCCGCGAAUAUAA